Messenger RNA from Plectropomus leopardus (leopard coralgrouper), 2555 nucleotides. NCBI's taxonomy places the organism in Eukaryota, Metazoa, Chordata, Actinopteri, Perciformes, Serranidae. The record is from RefSeq and is a predicted model, not a curated record.
GUAAAUCCGGUCGGGACUGAGCCAGUAGGUGAGGUUGGGGCUGGUGGCUCCUACCUCGGUGGCGCACACGAGACCCGCGAGCGGCCGAGGUGAGAUCGCUGCGCCGUCGGAGCUGUCCACUGUGCCGUGGUGCUGAACUCCACAUCCCUCCGCUCGUCUGCGUCCUCCUCUACUGUACAUCUGUGAUAUUUUGGGAAUAACAACCUCCCCUUUGGCUGCUUGUAGGUGCAAACUUCUCCUGAGGACAUCUCUUCCUCUCUCUCUCUCUCUCUCUCUGAGCACAUCGGAAAUUACUCCACACACCAGCCAGUGGAUUUGACCGGAGAUUAUCAUUAAUAAUAGUUUGUUGAGAAGUGUUGCUUCCCCCUGUUCCCCUGCUAAUCUCGCUUGGAUUAUCUUCCUGGAUGGUUUACGUUUGGACACACAGGAAAAGACCAAUGAAGACAGCCAGAUGGUGGUCGGCGGCAAUUUUACUGUUGGGGCUCGCUGUGCUGGGCGCCAACGGGAGACCCAACAAGGAGGGAUUCAGGUCGCCGCUCUAUCGACCAGUCGUGAGAUUCCGACACAAGGAUGGGAUCCCUGAGAGCUUGAGGAUAAAGGGUUUUAUGGGACACAAUGGCUAUCCAAGUCCAUGUGAACACAAGUACUGUGGCUUGGGGCGUCACUGUGUGGCCAACCAUGAGACUGGCCAAGGGGAGUGUCAGUGCUUGGAUCACUGCAAACCGCACUAUAAACCUGUGUGUGGUUCUGAUGGGAAGCUGUACCAGAACCAUUGUGAGCUCCACCGGGCCUCCUGUCUCAGAGGACACAGGAUUACCAUCAUGCACAGCGAGGAGUGCUUCUACAAAGAUGAUAACUGCAGACUGAGUGACUACCGUCGGCUGAAAAACAAGAUUCUGGAUUUGCAUGACAAACGAUACAUGGGGUCUAACAUCCAUGGGGCCCACAAGGACAACAUGGCUGCCAGGAAGCAACUGGUCGAUAUGAUGUUUAAACGCUUUGACGCCGAUAACAACGGUCAAAUAGAUGCUAGCGAGCUCUCACAGGUCAUCAAGCAUGAAGGGCUGUCCAAGGAUGUCUCCGAGUGCACAUUGUUCGACCUGCUGAAGUACAACGACAUCAAUGACGACGAGCACCUGACAAAAGAGGAGUUUUACACAGCUUUGGAUGUGUACCUGCUCGACCUUCCAGAUGACCAGAAAGUAAGCGUCACCACGGUAACAGUUGGCCAGAGCGCUGUGUUGACGUGUGCCAUCACAGGGGAGCGGAGGCCUCCUAUAUUGUGGAAGAGAAACCAUCAAUAUCUGAACUCCUUGAACCUGGAAGACAUCAAUAUCCCGUCCCAGGACUUUGGGGAUGAUGGCUCACUGUACAUCACCAAGGUGAUGACGACCCACAUGGGCAACUACACCUGUCAUGCUGAUGGCUACGAGAAACUUUUCCAGACCCACACUCUUCAAGUUAAUGUUCCUCCGGUCAUCCGAGUGUACCCAGAGAGCCAAGCCAGGGAGCCGGGCGUCACUGCCAGCCUGCGCUGCCACGCUGAGGGCAUCCCCAGCCCCCAGCUGGCCUGGCUGAAGAACGGCAUGGACAUCACAACCAAGCUGUCCAAACAACUCACCCUGCAAGCUAAUGGGAGCGAGGUUCACAUCAGCAACGUGCACUUUGAGGACACCGGCGCCUAUACCUGCAUCGCCAAGAAUGAUGCGGGCGUAGACGAAGACAUCUCUUCGCUAUUUGUGGAGGACUCUGCGCGCAAAACCUUGGCAAACAUUUUGUGGCGAGAAGAAGGUCUCGGCAUCGGCAACAUGUUCUACGUGUUCUAUGAAGACGGUAUUAAAGUCAUUCAGCCUGUGGCAUGUGAGAUACAGAGACACAUUAAGCCAAGUGAGAAGCUGCUGGCUCUGAAAGAGGAGGUGUGCCCCACCUCACCAGGAGAGGAGGUUCAGAGGUGUGUGUGGUCCUCAGCGGUCAACGUCAAGGACAAGUUUAUUUAUGUGACACAGCCAACCCUGAAUCGAGUGCUCAUCGUUGACAUCCAGUCUCAGAAGGCUGUCCAGACGGUCAGCACCGACCCUUAUCCUGUGAAGCUUCACUAUGACAAAUCUCACGACCAGGUGUGGCUGCUCAGCUGGGGAGAUGUCGAGAAGAACUUCCCCACUCUGCAGGUGAUCAAUCAGGCCAGUGGAAGAGUCUCCCAUCACACCGUUCACACACAGCCGAUCGGCAGACGCUUCGACAGGGUGGACGACUUCUUUAUCCCCGCCUCCAGCCUCAUCAUUAACCACAUCAGAUGUCUCUCUCCACUAGAGCAGGAGGACAUCUUUACACCCAGACCCCAGCAGAUCGGGCCGUUGGCCAGCCGGCAGUCAUUAGCAGAAAUUUACUUCUUGCUGCCUGCCGCUGCCGAGCGGAGGACCAGAUGUGAUGCCCGUCUCCUGGGUUGCCAAACACAGCGAGACGCAUCCUGCACCGGGGGAAAGCUUUCUAGAGAGCAGCUCUAUCACUGCCAGGAGGAAACAUUGCACAGUUCUCUCCAGCUUGACGGCUCUUAG